Molecule: messenger RNA, 3370 nt
Organism: Contarinia nasturtii (swede midge)
Lineage: Eukaryota; Metazoa; Arthropoda; Insecta; Diptera; Cecidomyiidae
Gene: Hrd3
Product: protein sel-1 homolog 1
Exons: 7
Coding region: 963-3308 (781 amino acids)
Biological process (GO): ERAD pathway
Cellular component (GO): endoplasmic reticulum membrane
Molecular function (GO): protein binding
Source: RefSeq, a predicted model, not a curated record
UGCAUAUCUAAUAAGAAAAGAUAAUAAUUUCAAAUGCAUAAUUUGAUUUUCGGGCAAAGUAUAUUUUGGGGUUAAAUUUUGACGGUGACCGAAGCCCGAUUGACAAAUGCACACACACACAUUCAUACACAAUCAAUGUACACACAGAAAUCGCGACAAAUGCAAUCGAAACGAUACGUCAUUAACAUAAAUUUUGAAACAACGAAAUGAGACGAAAAAGAAAAUGAUUUAAGAGCGCUUGUCAUACAAAUUUUACUAUAAAUAACAAAAAAAAAGAGUAAAACCGAGCAAAAUAAAAAAGAACUUUGUGUGAAUUGUGGGUUUUUUCUACUUUAUCGUAUAGUAUAUAUGCUUGGUAUUCGGCGAUCGUAGUUCGUGUGGUAUUCAAUAAAAUUUGUUUUGUCACUCGAUUCAAGAAAAAGCGAAGGAAUAGAGAAAAAAGAGCCGUUCUCAGUGUGAUUUUUUAUUGCUUGAAAAUAUAAAAUAAUAAUGUUUGUACGGAACCACCACCGACUCACAAUUAUCGGGUUGAAAAAUUAAAUAAACAAAAUAAUAAUGUGACAUCUGUUGUUGUUGCUGCUGCUGCAAUACAAUUGAGACACGUAUGAUAUUUAAAAGUACACCCAGCCACAUACUACCGAUUAAUCAUACGACGAGUACAGUUCGUUUUUGUUUUUGCAAUACAAAAUUCAGUUUGUUUGUUAAUUUCAUUUUAUUUUGCCAUCAAGUCGUCAGGGUCGGAGAGAGCAGCACAAAUUAAAGAAACUCAAAAACCGAUUCGAACAGACGAGAAAAUAAAGAACUGAAAAAAAAAAGAAAUUAAAUCACACACAGUAAACAUUGAGGUGUGCUAUAUUGUAAUUCUAAGACAGUUUAAUGUAAACCGGAACGUUUAGUCGGAAAUCGCAGAACGAAAGUCAUACGAAAAGAAAAGAAAAGAAAAAAAUCAAAUCAAAUUCAAGAUGAAAAGGUCAAAGAUAAUAUUUCUGGUGGUUGCGUAUACGCUUUGCAUAGCAUGGGCUGAACUGCAAGGACCGCCGAGUGAUAGUGAAGACCUAAAAAAUAGUUUUAAGGAUAGAAAAUCGAAUUUGAUGCACGAUGAAAAUAGCAAUAGUGAUAAUAAAAAUAAAAACGAUGAAAACGACGAUGAAACAAGUACAUUAGUCGAUGCAGGCGAUGAUGAAAGUUCGAUUGCAUCAUUGUUGGCGGAAGAAUUUUCAUAUCAGGGAUCGGCCAUAAAAAUAAUAAAAGCACCCGAUUUUACGCAAGAAAAGGAAGCGCAAAAAAUGACUGAAAUGUUGUCGACCCUGGUCAAUAGUCAUGCAAAAUUGAUUAAAAAACUUGAAGAUGAAAUCCAAGAAAUGGACGGUUCAAUUGCAUCACUCGGCGAACAACCAGAAUUGGUGCAAACACAAGAAGAAAUUGAAUUGGAAAUUCUGUACGAAUCAGCGAUGAAAAUUCUCAAUCGAACCCGUUCCGAUAAACAAGAAGGCUUUGCAUUACUGAAAAAAGCGGCUGAUAAGGGACACCAAAGGGCACAGGCGAAAAUUGCAUGGGCACAACUUAUGGGAAAUCACGUUGAAAUGGAUUUUGGUGCAGCCAGAGAAACAUUUUUGAAGCUGGCUGACACUGGUUUACCCGAUGCCCAUAUGGGCUUGGGUUUUAUGUACGCUGCUGGAAUCGGCUUUAAUGUCAGUCAAUCGAAAGCCUUACUACACUACACAGUAGCCGCUUUGGGCGAUAACACAUGGGCUCAGAUGGCCUUGGGUUAUCGAUAUUGGUCGGGAAUUUCAUUGGCCAAUAGUUGUGAAAAGGCAUUGGAAUUCUAUCGUAAGGUGGCAACAAAAGUUGCAUCUCAAAUAACAUUCUCUGGUGGUGCUGCAGUACAUCGUGUUCGUUUGUUGGACGAAGUCGAAACAUCUGGCUCCAGUUCCGCCAUAUUCGAUAAUGAUUUGCUUGAAUAUUAUCAACUGUUGGCUGGAAAGGGUGAUGUACAAGCUCAAGUUGGAUUGGGACAGUUGCAUUAUCAAGGUGGACGUGGAAUUGCUCUCGAUCAUCAAAAAGCAUUGUCAUAUUUUACACAGGCGGCCAAUGCAGGAAAUGCAGUGGCAAUGGCAUUUUUGGGAAAAAUUUAUUUGGAAGGAAGUGAAAAUAUCAAGGCUGACAAUGAAACGGCAUUCAAAUAUUUUAAAAAAGCAGCCGAUCUGGGUAAUCCAGUUGGUCAAAGUGGUUUGGGCAUUAUGUAUUUGCAAGGAAAAGGCGUACCAAAGGAUACGGCAAAAGCAUUGAGCUAUUUCACGAAAGCCGCAGAUCAAGGAUGGGUCGAUGGGCAACUCCAACUUGGUAACAUGUAUUUCAGUGGAAUUGGCGUUAAACGAGAUUUUAUGCAGGCAAAUAAGUACUUUAAUUUGGCAUCACAAUCCGGACACGUAUUGGCUUACUACAAUUUGGGUCAAAUGCAUGCAGUCGGCUUAGGAAUGAUGAGAUCAUGUCCAACAGCGGUCGAACUUUUUAAAAGUGUGGCCGAACGUGGAAAAUGGAGUGAAAUUUUAAUGUUUGCCCAUCAAGAUUAUAAAUCAUACCGUUUCAAUCAAGCAUUUAUGAAAUACGCUUUGGCAUCCGAACUUGGAUAUGAGGUAGCACAAAGUAAUGCGGCCUUCAUGUUAGAUCGAAAUGAGGUGACAUUGUUUAAAUCAAGGCAUGAAGAUUUGGUGCGAGCCCUUCAAUACUGGAGCCGAUCAGCAUCUCAAGGUUAUUCAACCGCACAAGUUAAAAUGGGUGAUUAUCACUACUAUGGGCUUGGAACUGAAGUUGAUUAUGAUACAGCUGCUUCGCACUAUCGCAUGGCAUCCGAGCAGCAACAUAAUGCACAGGCUAUGUUCAAUUUGGCUUAUAUGCACGAACAAGGAUUGGGUAUGAAGAAAGACUGGCAUUUGGCAAAACGAUUCUAUGAUUUAGCUUCAGAAACAAGUGUUGAUGCCAAAGUGCCGGUUGCACUUGCCAUUCUCAAACUAUCGUUCAUGUUUAAAGUUGAAUCGAUGAAAGAUAGUCCGUUAAACUUUUUAUUCGAAUUGGACAAAAAUAUCGCAUCAAAUUGGGAUCUUUAUCUGAUCACCAUUUUCACUAUACUUUUGGGGACGAUUUUCUAUUUUCGACGACCGCCACAACAUGUUGAACGUGAACAUCCGAGAAGUUUAGAGACACCAACAUCAACCGUAUCGCAACCGGCAUCGUCAACGACGACAGAAUCACAAACAGCUACAGCUACAGUCCCAAAUUCAGAAGCAACAGUGAACAGUGACCAAUAAUUUUAUUAAAUAAAAUGGAAAUAAAAGAAAAAGUUUUAGUAUUUAUGUAUAUUUAAAACGAA